Morus notabilis is the source of this 1413-nucleotide messenger RNA. RefSeq names its product disease resistance protein RPM1. The coding region runs from base 1 to 1413 and encodes 470 amino acids. The transcript has a single exon. The record is from RefSeq and is a predicted model, not a curated record. Lineage: Eukaryota; Viridiplantae; Streptophyta; Magnoliopsida; Rosales; Moraceae.
AUGUUAAGAGUCUGUCAGGUUUUGGAUGAGAAAAGCUCUAUAUCGUUAGAGGACAGUAACAUUCGUUUUUUGUCAAUCUAUGGUGAUGCGUUAAAUGCUUUGGAGAUCUCUACUGAACGCCCUGAUGUUCGCUCUCUUUUUCUUUUCAAUGGGAGCAAAAUAAGUGUGAGAAACUCUUCUGUAGUGAAUUUGCUUGAAAGAUUUAAACUUUUGGAGCUGUUGGACUUCGAAAAUGCUCCUCUUGAUGAUCUCCCAAAUGAAGUGGGAAACUUGUUCCUCUUGAAAUACUUGAGCGUAAGGAAUACAAAAGUGAAGACGCUUCCAAAGUCCGUAGGCCUACUACUCAAUCUACAAACUUUGGAUGUAAGAAAUACACUAAUUCGUGAGCUACCAAUCCAGAUCCAAAAGCUUGGGAAGCUGCGACAUCUUUUGGCCAGCGCACAUAACAACAAAAUUAGUUUGGAUUCAAUCCACGGAGUUACGGUAAAUGAAGGGAUUGGAUAUUUGGAGGACUUGCAAACUCUAAUGACUGUGGAAGCACAUGGUAGCUCUUCUGGUUUCAUACACGAGUUGGCGAAGUUGAGACAGUUGAGAUGGUUGGGCAUUUCAAAAUUGAGCGCGGACAUGGUAGACAUUCUCUGCUCAUUUAUUGAGAAGAUGGGCCACCUUGAAUCUCUAAGCUUAUACUUGUCCAACGCUAGUGAAACAAUUGAUUUGGAAUCUAUUUCAUCUCCACCGCCUUUACUGAGGCGUCUCAUAGUGAAAGGACGACUAGAGAAGCUUCCUAAUUGGAUUCUGAGACUUCAGAAUCUAAACAUUUUAGGUUUAAGUUUCACAAGAUUAGCUGUUGAUCCCUUAAAUUUCCUUCAAUUUCUGCCCAACUUAAAGUUUCUUUGGUUGCAUCGAGCAUAUGAUGGUGAGAAACUUCAUUUUAGGGGGGUUACUUUUCAAAAACUGAAGCAACUUGUUUUGACAGAGCUGUAUGAUCUAAGGUCAAUCGACGUAGAGCGAGGAGCAUUGCCUCUUCUAGAAGAGCUAAGAAUUGGAUCUAACCAACAUGACUUGUCAUUUGACAUCCAACACCUAAGAAAUCUCCAACUUCUAGAAUGCUAUGACAUGUCUGAUGAAUUUGUACUUCGCUUGCAACCAGAAGGAGGUUCAGAUUACUGGAAGGUUAAGCAUAUACCAUCUGUCAUUUUCCGUUAUAGAGUUCGAGGGAACCAUUAUGUGUCGUACAAGCUCGGUGAGCCGGGUUUGUUGGACCAUGUGAAAGGGUUAUUCAGAACCACAAAUGUGGAGUUGUAUGGCCGUCAAUUGAGUUUCUUUUACAACGAUGAUGAAGAAUUGGCUAGAACCUCAAAUGCUGAAUGGAGCGACCAGCAUAGCUUCUUCACUGAUGAUAUUGAAGACUGA